Messenger RNA from Trichechus manatus latirostris (Florida manatee), 8367 nucleotides. RefSeq names its product leucine rich repeat containing 8 VRAC subunit C (gene LRRC8C). Gene Ontology annotation, molecular function: protein binding. The record is from RefSeq and is a predicted model, not a curated record. Bases 243 to 2654 code for a protein of 803 amino acids. The transcript is spliced from 3 exons. NCBI's taxonomy places the organism in Eukaryota, Metazoa, Chordata, Mammalia, Sirenia, Trichechidae.
GAGGCGGAGGGGAGGAGGGCUGCGGGGUUGGGGCGUUAGCUGCGUCCCGGCUUGGAGCCCGCGAAGAGGACGAGGAGGAAGGCGCGUCUGUGGCCGCGGCCGCAGUGCUCCGGCCGCAACAAGCCAUGAGCAACGUCCCCGCGGGAGACCCCGCCGUCGCUGGAUGCUACUGAGCCCAGCUAGGAGACAGCUCGCCGCUCCCCAACACCCUCCACAGCCGACACCCUCGCGCCCAGAGAAACAUGAUUCCGGUGACAGAAUUCCGCCAGUUCUCUGAGCAGCAGCCUGCCUUCCGGGUGCUGAAGCCAUGGUGGGAUGUGUUUACCGAUUACCUCUCGGUGGCCAUGCUGAUGAUUGGCGUGUUCGGGUGUACUUUACAGGUCAUGCAGGACAAGAUCAUCUGCCUUCCGAAAAGAGUGCAGCCCUCUCAGAACCAUUCUUCUGUUUCGAAUGUCUCCCAAGCGGUUGCCAGUACCACUCCACUGCCUCCACCUAAACCGUCUGCUACUAACCCUGCCACUGUGGAAAUGAAAGGACUGAAGACAGAUUUGGACCUCCAGCAGUACAGUUUUAUAAACCAGAUAUGUUAUGAGCGAGCCCUCCACUGGUAUGCCAAAUAUUUCCCUUACCUUGUCCUCAUCCAUACCCUGGUCUUCAUGCUCUGCAGUAACUUCUGGUUCAAAUUUCCUGGAUCCAGCUCCAAAAUAGAACAUUUCAUCUCAAUCCUGGGGAAGUGCUUUGACUCUCCGUGGACCACACGGGCUUUGUCUGAAGUAUCUGGGGAGGACUCAGAAGAAAAAGACAACAGGAAGAACAAUAUGAGCAGAUCCAACACUAUCCAGUCUGGUCCAGAAGGCAGCCUGGUCAACUCUCAGUCUUUAAAAUCAAUCCCUGAGAAGUUUGUGGUUGACAAAUCCACUGCAGGGGCCCUGGAUAAAAAGGAAGGUGAGCAAGCCAAGGCCUUAUUUGAGAAGGUAAAGAAGUUCAGGCUGCAUGUGGAAGAAGGUGAUAUCCUGUAUGCCAUGUAUGUUCGCCAGACUGUCCUUAAGGUUAUAAAAUUUCUGAUCAUAAUUGCAUAUAAUAGCGCUCUGGUUUCCAAAGUCCAAUUUACCGUGGACUGUAAUGUUGACAUCCAGGACAUGACUGGAUACAAAAACUUUUCUUGCAAUCAUACCAUGGCACACUUGUUCUCAAAACUUUCCUUUUGCUACCUGUGCUUUGUAAGUAUCUAUGGAUUGACGUGCCUUUAUACCUUAUACUGGCUGUUCUAUCGUUCUCUGAGGGAAUAUUCUUUUGAGUAUGUUCGGCAGGAGACUGGAAUUGAUGAUAUUCCAGAUGUGAAAAAUGACUUUGCUUUUAUGCUUCAUAUGAUAGAUCAGUAUGACCCUCUCUAUUCCAAGAGAUUUGCAGUGUUCCUAUCUGAAGUCAGUGAAAACAAAUUGAAGCAGCUGAACUUAAAUAACGAGUGGACUCCCGAUAAACUGAGGCAGAAGCUACAGACAAACGCCCAUAACCGACUGGAAUUGCCUCUUAUCAUGCUCUCUGGCCUUCCAGACACUGUUUUUGAAAUCACAGAGUUACAGUCUCUAAAACUUGAAAUCAUUAAGAACGUAAUGAUACCAGCCACAAUUGCGCAGCUAGACAAUCUCCAAGAGCUCUCUCUACACCAGUGCUCUGUCAAAAUCCACAGUGCAGCUUUAUCUUUCCUGAAGGAGAACCUCAAGGUCUUGAGCGUCAAGUUUGAUGACAUGAGAGAACUGCCCCUCUGGAUGUAUGGACUCCGGAAUCUGGAAGAGCUGUACCUAGUCGGUUCUCUAAGUCAUGAUAUUUCUAAAAAUGUCACCCUUGAGUCUCUGCGGGAUCUCAAAAGCCUUAAAAUUCUCUCUAUCAAAAGCAAUGUGUCCAAAAUCCCUCAGGCGGUGGUUGAUGUCUCCAGCCAUCUCCAGAAGAUGUGCGUACAUAAUGAUGGCACCAAGCUGGUGAUGCUCAACAACUUGAAGAAGAUGGUCAACCUGACGGAGCUAGAACUGGUCCACUGUGAUCUGGAGCGAAUUCCUCACGCUGUGUUCAGCCUGCUCAGCCUCCAGGAACUGGACCUGAAGGAAAAUAAUCUGAAGUCUAUAGAAGAAAUUGUUAGCUUUCAGCACUUGAGAAAAUUGACAGUGCUAAAACUGUGGCAUAACAGCAUCACCUACAUCCCAGAGCAUAUAAAGAAACUCACCAGCCUGGAGCGUCUCUCUUUUAGUCACAAUAAAAUAGAGGUGCUCCCUUCCCACCUCUUCCUCUGCAACAAAAUACGAUAUUUGGACUUAUCCUACAAUGACAUUCGAUUUAUCCCACCUGAAAUAGGAGUUCUACAAAGUUUACAGUAUUUUUCCAUCACUUGUAACAAAGUGGAGAGCCUCCCAGAUGAACUCUACUUCUGCAAGAAACUGAAAACUCUAAAGAUUGGGAAAAACAGCCUAUCAGUACUUUCACCGAAAAUAGGGAAUCUACUGUUCCUCUCCUAUUUAGAUGUUAAAGGAAAUCACUUUGAACUCCUUCCUCCUGAACUGGGUGACUGUCGGGCUCUGAAGCGAGCUGGUUUAGUUGUCGAAGACGCUCUGUUUGAAACUCUGCCUUCUGAUGUCCGGGAGCAAAUGAAAACAGAAUAACUUAUUUUUCUUUAAAGUUUGACUGAAACACGCUACUACCAAAUACAGUAUAAUUAGGUAGUCUUAAUGCCUUUCCUAUUUUGUUGUUUUUUCUUUUUAACAUGAAACAAAAUGUACACAAGAUUGAGUAAGGAGUAUGUAUAUUUUUAAUAAAAAUUUACUUGUAUUUUUUUCAGUAUUAACAUUUUAAAGUUUUAUUCGUCCUGGAACCUAAUAUAUCUAGUGUUUUCUACUGGCAGAAACAGAUGGUUCCAUCUGUAUUUUGUGGUGGUGUUGUUUCAGUCCAUUGUUGUGAAAGGGAGGAAGUUUUGAGUUGCAUGCUUUUCAGUAUUUUUUUAAUACGUGAAAGUAUUUUGCCAAGGUCAUUGUUCACUUGUUUACACCUGUCCAGGGUCUUAUUUUUGUUUUCAUUGUGUGUUGUAUACCAAGGAAUCUGUACUAAUUAUUUCAAUACCAGCUGCCAUCUUCAUUGGCCAAGUCCUUCAUUCUACACUGAAAACUUCUGCAGAGCGUAAAUUCGCUUAAGUGCGUUGUCACAGAGUAUUGUUUUUAAAUCCUCCCCCAACAGAAACCUAAAUUAUAUUAUUUCAUACACCUGACAGUUACACUUAUCAUUAGGCAAGGAAUUUAUGAGUGGGUAACAACAAUAAUCUUCAAUGGCGGGCAUGCUUGAAUUGAUCAUCUGUAAUUUAACUGAUUUGCGUUUUCACCAACAUUUUAAAAACAUCCUUUAAAAGCUAUACACAAAGGCUUCCCUGCCCUCCUUUAAUCUCAAUACUGCUAUGUAGUACUGGCGAACAACCUUAGAGAACUAGAUUUAUUGUAAUAUUCUAGUCAGUAAUUACAUUUAAAAAUCAUAGAAUUAGAAGCCUGUUUUUUGAGUAAUUUAAUCAUCUUUGAUAUCUGGAUAUGCGGGGGCAUUGGCUGAAAAAAAUUUCUCUACUAAAGCAUUGUUAAAUAGAUGGUGCACUCCACUCAAGCUCUCUCCUUUCCUCUGGGCCGUGUGGCAGUGAUAAUCUAUUCAAGUUCUGCCUGUUGCUCAAAAUAAUCUACUUAUAUAUUCAUCAGUUUCCCUGAAGCCUGGUCAUGCUGGGAAUGCUAGUGAUGUAAGCUCUGGAACUCUGUGUGCUCUCUUUGGCUUAAAAUAAGUAUCUCAUCUAAAAUGGUUCUGUUAUUUAUUUUUUUUUAAGUGAAUAAAUUGCUAAGUGGUUUUCACUUAGCAAUAAUUUCUGCCUGGUGGUCAGUAGAGCUUUUAUUCACCUUAGGACUUAAAAUCCAACACAGUGUGCGUCGUGGGCAAAUUGUUUACUGACCAUUAAGCUGUGUUGAACAAGAAAAUGAAAUACACUAUUUGACCUCAAUCCAAGACCAGUACUACUGAUCAUAUGGACUUUGUUUUAUGCAUCGAAUUCACACUGACCUUUUCCAGAGCCCUUGUCUGAGCUGAAAAACUUUUGUGACUUAAUGAAGGAAAGGAGGAAGAAAAUUGGGGGGUUUCAAAAUGCUGCUUUUAAAAAAUUGCUCCUUGAUAAUGGUGAAUUCGCUCAAUGCCACUUUGAAUAAUACACAGAACGCAACUGUAGGAGCAGCUCGACAGAUGUAUGUACCUCGAUCGUGUUUUAAAUUCUUGUGCUACAUCAUGGGGUGAAGGAUUAGGGAAGGAUGUGCUUUUCAUUUGUUUAAUAAUCUAAUCAUGUCAACCAAAGUGCUUCACAGUUUUGCUAAGUGUUAAACUUUUAGAAUGGUGAUGUUGCAUAGCUGAUUUAUUUAGACCUGAAAAUGAAAUAGUAAUAAUAUGGUUUGAAAUAAUAGCAUGGCCCUGUUUCUUGUAGGAUAAAAUAUUCAAUUCCAGAAUAUUGUUGGGAUCCUAAUUAUGAACAGUGCAUUGUAUUUAGAAACAUAACCUUGUCUGUUUUAAGCAAACAAAAACAAAAACUUAGCAGAUUGUCCAUGGCCGAGCAUGGCCAAAACACCCUGUUGGAAGGUAAGCUGAGGCAGCUGCUGGUAAUACACUGGGUGCACUCUUUUUCUGGAUAAAAUUUAUAGUUAUUUUCUAUAUCACCUUUCAAAAGGGAUCUAUUCAGGUUAAAAAUCAUAUUUUAUGCUGAAGUCUUUAGCAUUAAUUGAUAAUCUCAUAUGGGCUCAUAACUGAAAUAAGUUACUGAUAACUAGCUUUUAUCACUUGUAGCAAUUUGCUCAAAAUUCCAAAAGAAUUUGACUUGUUUUCUUAAUGAUUUCACAGGCUGACCCCCAGCCUAAGUUUUAAAUAACAUCCAGUAAAUCAGUACAGUUCUAGGAUUUUACGUGUUAACUAAAAAAGAAAAUCUGUAAAUGUUUCUAUUCGAUUUUAUAAAAAUUUGAAAGUCUCAAACUUAAUUAAAUCUAAAUUUCCCGACUCUGGCCCUUUUUAAUGUUGUAAUUUUUUGUUCACACGCUUAUGUAAAAAGCAUUUGAUUACUAUUUAGCCUUUAAAUGGAAAACUCAGGUAAAUGAACUGCUGACUUUUCUAACAUCCUUUAACUGAUCAACUAAGUGUAUAGGGGGUAUUUACUUAAUCACUUUCUGUAUUUUACAAGUGCUCUUGCUAAAAAAAAGGAACAACUCGCUCUAUUUCUCCAACCUUUAUAAGAUCCAUGAGAAACUGCUUAUGUAAAUACGAAAGCACCAUAUUUAUUCAUACCUCCUAUGGCUGUUUGCAGCCCAUGGUGGGUAAGCUUUUUUGGUCAGCUUUAAUGGUUACAUAUAGAACAAGCAAUUGUCUGGUGAUGGUCUAGUUGAAAUGGAGUAUAUAAGUAUAUCCCCAUGGAACCCACCUAAAAAGAUCACAUUUCAGAAAAUCAGUGCAAUUUCUUGUUGUGUGUUGUGGGUUUUGUUCUGUUUUUAACCCAGCACCACCAAUAUAGAGGUUCUUGAUACAGUCAGACCUGGUAUUUACAAUUAUAAAAUAUUUUUAUUUUUCAUCUACCCUUUUCCCUGUCAUUACAUUUCCCAUGUGGCUGUUUUAAUGAGUCCUAACAAUUGACAUAGCGUCCUGUGCGGCAGGCACUACUUUUGCAGAAAGGCUUGGAAACUAGGACCACUGCAAGGAUUUUAUUCCUGUAGAGAUGCCUCUUUACCUGGCUCUCGAUCUAUGUUAGUGGAGGGGAGCUUAAAUAACCCAAAAUCUCCUCUGGGUUACUUGGAAUGAGGGAAGUCUAAGUUCUUCAAUAUGCUAUUUUCUUAUUGCUGAUACCAAGACACAGAAAACAAAAUUUUUAUUUAUUGAUAUCUCUUGUUACCAUUUCCCCUAAGAGCAGUUUUGCUGUUGUUUUUAUUUUCCUAAUUCUACUAUAAGAAAAGUCCAUUUUUUACAUAGUUUAUUUUACUGUCUAAUUUCAUACCAAAUACCUGAUAAAUAGUAAUAAUAUAUUUAAAGGAGAACAUUUACAAUCCAUCAUUAUGGAAACCGUCAGCAGUACUUAGUAGUGAACAAAUAAAUUCAACAUAAACUGUUUUAGAGACUAAAUUAAGAGUCAACUAACAUUCUCCCUUCAUCCUGAAGGUAAUAAUGCUAUUCAGACAGUUCACAUGUUUGGUAGGAUCUCAAUAACUCAGGGUAGAGUUCCAUACUAACCUUCCAAAAUAAAUUUGCAAAAUAGCACAAUUGUUGGAAAGGGUCUAUAGGAUUUUCUCGUUUUUUCUUGUCUAUUCAGAAACAUGGUAAGGAAAUCUGGACAGUCUCAGCUAAAACUGCCAUCGAUUUUUCAAACUUGGGCUUCAAUGACAUCCUUCUGAUCCAAUUUUAUGCCAGCCUUCCAAAGGAGAUAUCCACUCUUCCUCCAUCUUGCAGGGCCUUUCACUAAUAAUGGGGACAUCCUUAAGUUCAUUUGGAGAGGGGAGCAUCUCUCCCAUCUGCCACCUCCCCCUCCCCCACCCAAGGAAUUUUGUUUUUAUCAGAAGACCUUGAAAAGGGGUAUAUAACUUUGGACAAUGUAAUUUCUUGGUCAUGUUAAGUAACAGCUUCUAUGCUUGGUUUUUAAUGUAUAAAUUCACCUGAUUCUGCCUCUUUGAUGAAUAUUCUUCUUGGGGUCGGAACCCCAUGCCUUAUGUUUCCUUUGCUGCUUGUUUUCUCUCACCGUCUGUACAUGUUCAGAUUGUGUCAAAUGCUGGCAAACCCUCUAAGACUGUCGAGAAAAAUGCUUGAAAGUUGAUUGUCUUAUUGUAAAUUCUUGAUAAAAAGUGUUGUUAUUUGGCUAUGUAGUACAUAGGAAGAGAAAAUAACUUAAAUAAAGUCAUUUUUGUAAUUUAAAAUUGAGACCUGUCCCUUUCUUAUUUGUUUUUAGAAGUCAUGUUUGUCUUUGCAUGUCUUAAACUGUCACAAAGGCUCCCUGUGCUCUGCAGGAAAUAGGCUGCUGGGUGUCUACUAUGCAUUCUUUCACUUUCUGUUGAGCUAGUUUCUGCAAUUGUGACUAAUUAUUUCCUUCCUUAAUUCACUGUACUGCAUCUACCUAAGGUGCCCCUGGAGUUUCAUUUGGGUAAUUAGUGCCUUAAUAUGUAAUCUGGAGUGCAAUUUCUGUGCAUUUGCCAGAUCAGAUUGCACACUGGCUGUCCAGCCCAGCUUUCAGUAAAUACUUUUAUGGUAAUGACUGUGGUUACUUAAAGGAAUCAGUGUGGUUCUGCACAGCUAGGAGGCCUCCCCUAAUUAACCAGCUUCAUUCACUGCCAGCUUAGGGACGCAUACGACAAAGAAACUUUAUAUGCCACUGAUGCAUAAGAAAAUUGCCAUCAGUAACUUUCUAAGUUAAAUGGUUACCUUACAUAUUUGUCGGUAGUUAUUUACGACCCCAUUUAUUUUACUGAUGGUCAACUCUUUGGAGAAGAAUGACUAUUGAGAUGGGGAGGGUUGGAGAGUGUCCUGAUAGAAAUCAUGUGAAUGUGAGUAUCAGGAACUUAGAAGUGAUCACAUGGUAUCUCUGAAGAAAAUUUGAAGACAAGAGCUAGGAAAUGCAAUAGAUGAGAGACAUCUGGUGAUUGCAGUGCAAUUUGCUGACAAGAAAAAGGCUGUGUCCACUGCCACCCUCUACUGUCCCAUCUUCCAGUCCUUUCAUUUACUCAGAAUAUUGAUAUAAACCCUGAAAUUAAAUAAAUUUAUCCAGUUAUUUGUUAUUGUUGGCUAGCAGGAUAUAGGCAUUUUGGCUUGGGUGGAGAAGAGACAUCAAGAAUAAGAAGGAAGUCAUUUAAGUCAAUUUGAGACUCAGUGGUACUCACACAACCGUAGCACAAGGCCUGCAUAUUUCUGAAUGUAAGCUUGCAUCUCAUCUAAAACAGCCAGGUAGGAAAAAAGUGAAAAGCUGUUCAUAAGCUGCAGUAUUUUCUUGCAUGCGUCUUUGAGUACAGGUUGUACUUUAGAUUUCAUAUUUAAACAUAUUUGAACAAAGCAAUGUGUAAAUAAACAUUUAUAUGAUCAAGCUUUCCAUAAAUGUUAAUGAGUACUUUCAGAGUAUUUGCAUAUUUUGCAUGAAAGAUACAGGAUUAAGCAAAGGUAUUAUUACCAAACACCUAAGCUGAACUCGCCCAUUCCGAUUAUUUUGAUUCAGGAGUUCUUCGUUAUAAAAUUCAGGAACAAGUUGAAGACAGACUUUCUCUUUAGUAUAGUUUUUAAUCCUUUAGGGAAUUAAUUUUAUUUCAACUCAAACUGCAUCUGAACAUCUACCAUAAAAAAAAAAAAAAAAAA